AAAAGGAAACAGACAAGCUUGUAUAUUAUCAAUAUAUCUUUCCUCUCAGUUUCAAAUGUCAAAUAUCUCAGGUGAUGACGGAAGCUUCUCUUCAGGAAACGCUGGAGAGGAAGUCCAGCCUCUUGAAGAGAAGCAGCAGAAACAACAGCUGCAAAAUAACUUGACUAGCUCUGGUUCAGGACCUUCUGGUGCUUCUAACAGCAAUGGUUCUACCACUCAACAGCCACAACAAGCAGUUAAGAAGAAAAGAAAUUUACCAGGAACUCCAGGCAAAUCCAUUUACCCUUGAAUCUUUCUUCUAUGCUAAGUUUAUCUAAUUCAGGUGACAUAUAUUUGAUCUUAUAAGAUCAGGUAAGUUCCGAUGAAAUAUUUAACUGAUGUGGUUUUUAGAUUUGAUCCGUGAUUUGAGUUAGAUGCAUGGCUCUGAGUUUUACAUAUUCUUCAAUAGAAGCAUGCAUGUCAAGGUAGAUUUGAUCCAGUUAAGCAGCACAAAAGAAC
Messenger RNA from Durio zibethinus, 498 nucleotides. The record is from RefSeq and is a predicted model, not a curated record. NCBI's taxonomy places the organism in Eukaryota, Viridiplantae, Streptophyta, Magnoliopsida, Malvales, Malvaceae.